AUGCAGGGUGUAGCAGCAGGGGAGCCAAUCCCAGGCAGUAGUUCGGAUAUGUUUAUACCUAAUGGGGUACCGAUUCAGGCGUCAGCAAUGCGUUUAGAAAGUGUCAAAAGCACUUGUAAAGGCAAUCAGUUCCUGGUCAGCAGAUUCGUCUCCAAGCUAGAAUCAUCAGCACCUGUAGCUAUUACUAGCCUACACAAGAUGAGAGUUGGCAUCUACGAUGAGCGACCUGGGCGUCGCAUGCCUCUGGUCGACACAGAGCUUAGAAAGAGCUACGAUCAAGCCACCAAUGCGUGUGGGUAUGAAGAGAGGAUGAAGUAA
Messenger RNA from Sphaeroforma arctica JP610, 318 nucleotides. RefSeq lists its product as hypothetical. The transcript has a single exon. The record is from RefSeq and is a predicted model, not a curated record. NCBI's taxonomy places the organism in Eukaryota, Ichthyosporea, Ichthyophonida. The coding region runs from base 1 to 318 and encodes 105 amino acids.